This is a messenger RNA of Gossypium raimondii (Peruvian cotton), 714 nucleotides long. RefSeq names its product protein VASCULATURE COMPLEXITY AND CONNECTIVITY. The record is from RefSeq and is a predicted model, not a curated record. NCBI's taxonomy places the organism in Eukaryota, Viridiplantae, Streptophyta, Magnoliopsida, Malvales, Malvaceae. The transcript is spliced from 5 exons. Bases 1 to 714 code for a protein of 237 amino acids.
AUGGUCAGUUCAUCUGCUUUGUCCAAAGAUGAGGGAGAUCGUCUUGCUGAUCCUACUGAAUAUAGAAGCCUUGCCGGUGCUUUUCAAUAUGUGGUCUUAACUCGGUCGGAUAUUGCUUAUGCCAAGCAACAAGUUGUUUCUCGAUCCACGACUGAGGCUGAAUAUCUGAGCUUAGCUACAGCUACUAGUGAUAUUACUUGGCCUUCUGAUAUCCUCAUUGCUCUUUGGUUAAUUAGAGGUGGGAAAAUGGCAAAAGCUGGUGCUUUUGUUUGUCUGCUGAUUGUUACUCUAGAUUUUGUUGCUGGUUUUCUCAGCAUCCAAGCACACAUUACCAAAGACAAGUGUGAACAGCCAAAUAAUAAAGCCUUCAAGCUUGGGUUGAUAGCAGUUGUUCUACUAGCUUCAUCCCAUAUCUUUUCAAAAUUGCUUGGUGGCUGUUUGUGUAUGUGCUGUACUGAAAAGCUUGAAACGUCAUCUGCUAGCAGGAAAUUCUGGUUCGGCUGUCUCGUUCUUUCCUGGAUUGUAGUAGCAGUCGGAUUUCCAUCACUGGUAGUAGGAAUGAUGGAGAAUGCCAAAUUAAAAGGGUCAUGCCUGGUUUUGCAUCACCAUUUUCUAUUUGUUGGAGGGAUACUUUGCUUUGUUCAUGGAAUUUUAAGUGUUGGAUUAUAUAUUUCUGCAAAUGUAAGCUUUCAAAAUGAAGUAGCCGUCGGGUAG